CUCUCAUAUCAUCUCAUCUCAUCUCAUCUCAUCUCAUUUUAUCUUAGAUGGAUUCUUACAGCUUGGGUGUGGUCUUCUUUGCCUGUAUCACCACCUUCGAGCCCGCAGCUGGUGCGGACUAUUUGCAGAAGAAGGAAAAAGACUCAUCCAUCUCAUUUGAACAUGACGUACUGUUGAACAUGCUUCUGUGGGAAGAUCCAAAAAUCAGACAAAGCCCCCGGGACAUCGUCUUUAUGGAUCAGCAUCUCGACAAACAUGAUCCGAGGUCAGCUGUCAACCACCACAUGCCCACUGUUCCUGUUGGUGUCGACGACAAUGAUGAGGACGAGGAUGUGGACGUUUUCUCUGUUGAUGAUCGACGGAGUUAACGAUGUUGAAGAGGGAGAGAAUGAUAAUGCGCGUCUUUUCGAUCGCAUCACACGUGAAAAGUCCAGUAUCUGUACAUUAUUAACAUUAUUAUGCUGGGCCGGGAGGACAUCAGAGCUGCGCACUUACGAGAAAAAGCUCUCAGAGCAGCGCACUUAAAAAAAAAAAAUUAAAAUUUUUUAAAAUACUAUAUCGAUACAAUUAGAUUGUCAAUUACCAAAACCAGUACCACCCAACAAUGUAAGUACCCCCAGCGUUUUACUGGGCUUGGGGCCAGAUAUCAAUUCGGUUUUGUAUUGAAUGAAUAGGAUUUUCAGGUAUAAAAUCAUAUCUACAGGAAAGGGGGGGAUCUUUAAACUUUUGGGCCAGAAUUUUCUUGGUCAUUCCGGAUAAAAAUUGAAGUUGUGAGUCUUGUCCAUCCGCGUACAUUUGCUUGUUACACAUUCUCCCUUCUUUCUUGGUAGUGCCUUUCUGUUUGGUCUGUGUUUUUAGUUUCAGCUUAGAAAUGGCCCCGAAGUCGUUUAACGUCUACAGAAAGACGAACAUAUUUGAAUGGGGGCUGUACAGAGUAAUUUUGUCAAAGGGAACUGUAACCGUUGGAUGGAAUCGGCAAUCUGGUUGUAUCGACAUUGUAAAAAAGUGCGUGGCUCUGUUUGUGCACGGCUUUGAUAGUUUUAUCUAAAAAAUGCGCCGCUCUGAUAGUUUCCACCUGAACUGUCCUGCUCACUUCUUCUGUCGGUCCGUGGGGCUUUCUCCUGUAGCAUGAUUGGGCUGGGUGCCCACGGUUCUGGUCUCUGGGCCGCUAUGAAGUGUGGUAUAGUCACGAUGCUGUGGGAUGAUCGAUACUGAUGAUAAAAGUGCUGAUGUCUUCGUUUUUGAUUGAAUAAAAUUGAUGUUGUAAAACCGCAA
This is a messenger RNA of Aplysia californica (California sea hare), 1275 nucleotides long. RefSeq lists its product as uncharacterized. The transcript has 2 exons. Lineage: Eukaryota; Metazoa; Mollusca; Gastropoda; Aplysiida; Aplysiidae. The record is from RefSeq and is a predicted model, not a curated record. The coding region runs from base 48 to 368 and encodes 106 amino acids.